AAAUCCUUAUUCCAUUUUCGAUUCAGCUGACCUUCAUUUAUUAGAUGAAUUAGCCUUGAAAUGUCUUUUAGAAAGUGAUGAUCUUGAACUUGAGGAAAUAGAAAUUUGGAAUUGUUUGAUUAAAUGGGGUAUUUCUAAACUUCUUGAUGAAAAUAUUGCAAAUUGGUCUGAUGAAAAUAUCAAAGAAUGGUCAGAAGAUCAUUUCAAUACAUUAAAAGAAACUAUCAUUAAUUGUAUUCCCUUAAUUCGCUAUUAUUAUAUUCCUAAAUAUCUUAUUGAAAAACAAAUUAAACGUUAUCACUUGGAUUCUAAUAUAUUUAUUAAAUCCAAAACCCCUCCAAGAAGAUUAUUAAGCAGGGUAAAAAUUGAAAAAAAAGAUAAGGCUAUUUGGAAUGAUGAAUUAUGCGGACCUUGUUUUGGAAAAUCAGAUUUAUGCAUGAGAUUUUCUCAUUGGACUAGUCAGUGGGAAGAUUAUGAACAUCAAAUAACUAAUUCAAGCAUAUUAACUGCUGAAGAAUAUGAAGUAUUGGCCUUUGGUAAUUAUAGACCAACACAGUUUUGA
Racocetra persica is the source of this 562-nucleotide messenger RNA. The record is from the annotation of a GenBank genome assembly. NCBI's taxonomy places the organism in Eukaryota, Fungi, Glomeromycota, Glomeromycetes, Diversisporales, Gigasporaceae.